Aspergillus tanneri is the source of this 1338-nucleotide messenger RNA. Its product is annotated as NAD(P)-binding protein. The transcript is spliced from 3 exons. The record is from RefSeq and is a predicted model, not a curated record. Bases 1 to 1338 code for a protein of 445 amino acids. NCBI's taxonomy places the organism in Eukaryota, Fungi, Ascomycota, Eurotiomycetes, Eurotiales, Aspergillaceae. Gene Ontology annotation, molecular function: oxidoreductase activity.
AUGAGGUCACCGGAAGUCAACCCCCCCCCCCAACCAUCCAUUGAUCUCUCCCAGUACGAGCCCUCCGACAUCAUCACCCGAGAUGUGUGCGUUAUCGGAGGCGGCGCCGCAGGGACCUACGCCGCGAUCCGCCUGCGCCAGCUGAACAAGAGCGUCGUGCUCGUCGAAAGACAGUCUCGUCUGGGUGGCCAAACCACCACCUACACCGACCCGGUCACCGGCAAAUCCAUCGACUACGGCGUCACCUAUUUCCAGAACCUGCCGCUGGUGCGCAACUUUUUCGACCAUUUUGGCAUCCCCCCUUCCUCGUUCCCCACUCCGGCUGAAGCUGCCCACGCUAAGGAGAAAUACAUCGCUCAGCUCGAUCGCUACCCCUACCUGAAAGUGGGGUUUGAUCUGCCUAAUCCGGUCCCCGAGGAUCUCCUGCUUCCCUUUGGUGACUUCCUACGAAAAUACGGUAUGGAUGCCGCCAUCGCCGAGCUGGGCGCGUCGAUCAAUCCCCUCGGCGAUUGGCCGUCCAUGCCGACGCUCUACGUGUUCAAGUAUCUCAAUUCGGACGUCAUGGAGGGCGGCCGAUCCGGGUUCGUUCGUCCGGUCGAUCACAACAAUAGUGCUCCCUACGUGGCGGCGCAGAGAGAGCUGGGCGAUGACGAUGAUCUCCUUCUGGACUCGUCCGUGCGGCGCACCCACCGUGAUCAUCCAGAUGGAUGGACCUACAUCGAGAUCCAGAACAUCUCGCCAUUAUCCCGACCGCGCCUCAUUCGCGCGAAGAAAGUCAUAGUCGCCGCGCCCCCCAAACCAGAUAACCUGAACGGAAUCGAUCUGACCGAGGCCGAAAGGACCCUCUUCUCCCAUUUCUCCAAUACUUACUUCUACACGGCCCUGGUGCGUAUCACUGGUCUCCCAGACGACAUAUGCUACUUGAACCGCGGCGCAGAGGACCCCUUCUGGCGUCCGCAUCUACCGGCCAUGUUACUACUGCGUCCGAACGAGGUGUCCGAUCUGCGAACCGUACACUACGCCAGUCCCCAUCCGCUGUCCGAGGAGCAAAUCAGGCGCGGCAUCGUGCAGGAUAUCCACCGGGUAAGAGGUCUGGCGCAGAUCGACGGGGAGGUCUCGGAGCCCGAGUUCGUCGCAGUCGGGAACCAUAGUCCCUAUCAGUUGACAGUGUCGGCGGAUGUCAUCGCCGAUGGAUUCUACGAGAGAUUGAAUGCCCUGCAGGGUCGGAAGAGUACCUUCUACACUGGUGCGGCGUUUGAAUCUCAUAAUUCGCCGCAGAUUUGGCAGUUCACAGAGGAUCUGCUGCUUCAGCGGGUUCUUCCAUCUUUGGAGGAGUAG